CGGCCCCAGCCCGGCUCGGCCCUCCGCCGGCGGGAGGCGCGGCCCGGCGGCCAGGGCCCCUCGGCUCGGCCGGUUUCCCUCCGCCGGCGCCGGGCGCUGCUCCGUGAGCUCCGGGCGCGGCCGCGUCCCCGCCCGGCCUCUGCCCGCCAGCGCCCCCGGCUCGAGGCCGGCGGGGGCCCGAGGCGGCCGGCUACGCGCGGGAGCCCGAGUGAGCGCAGAGAGAGGCCGCGCGGCCCGAGUCGCAGGAAGGCGGCGGCAGCAGCGGCGGCGAGGCCCGAACUCCGUCCGGACUUCUUGGGCUCCGCAGGCGCAGGCUCGGCCCGGCCGGGCAGGGCGCGGAGCGCGCGGCGGCAGCCGGGGCCAUGCAGGCACGCUACUCCGUGUCCAGCCCCAACUCCCUGGGAGUGGUGCCCUACCUUGGCGGCGAGCAGAGCUACUACCGCGCGGCGGCGGCGGCGGCCGGGGGCGGCUACCCGGCCAUGCCCGCGCCCAUGAGCGUGUACUCGCACCCGGCGCACGCCGAGCAGUACCCGGGCGGCAUGGCGCGCGCCUACGGGCCCUACGCGCCGCAGCCGCAGCCCAAGGACAUGGUGAAGCCGCCCUACAGCUACAUCGCGCUCAUCACCAUGGCCAUCCAGAACGCGCCGGACAAGAAGAUCACGCUGAACGGCAUCUACCAAUUCAUCAUGGACCGCUUCCCCUUCUACCGGGACAACAAGCAGGGCUGGCAGAACUCCAUCCGCCACAACCUCUCGCUCAACGAGUGCUUCGUUAAGGUGCCGCGCGACGACAAGAAGCCGGGCAAGGGCAGCUACUGGACGCUGGACCCGGACUCCUACAACAUGUUCGAGAACGGCAGUUUCCUGCGGCGGCGGCGGCGCUUCAAGAAGAAGGACGCAGUGAAAGACAAGGAGGAGAAGGACCGGCUGCACCUCAAGGAGCCGCCGCAGCCGGGCCGCCCCCCCGCGCCCGCGCCCCCCGAGCCGGCGGACGGUGCCGCUUCGGGCCCGCAGCCGCCACCUGUGCGCAUCCAGGACAUCAAGACGGAGAACGGUACGUGCCCCUCGCCGCCCCAGCCCUUGUCCCCCGCCGCCGCUGCCGCCGCGGCCGUGCCCAAGAUCGAGAGCCCCGACAGCAGCAGCAGCAGCCUGUCGAGCGGGGCCAGCCCCCCGGGCAGCCUGCCGGCCGCGCGCUCGCUCAGCCUGGACGGCGCAGACCCCGCGGCCCCCGCGCCCCCCGCGCCGCACCCCGGGCCCGGCUUUAGCGUGGACAACAUCAUGACGUCCCUGCGGGGGUCGCCGCAGGGCGCGGCCGCCGAGCUGGGCGCGGGCCUCCUGGCGUCGGCGGCGGCCACAGCGGCGGCGUCGUCCCGCGCGGGCCUCGCGCCCCCGCUGGCGCUGGGCGCCUACUCGCCAGGCCAGAGCGCGCUCUACAGCUCCCCCUGCAGCCAGAGUCCGGGCGCGGGCGGCGCCGGCGGGGCGGCGGGCGGCGCGGGGGGCGCGGGCGGCGCGGGGGGCGCGGGGACCUACCACUGCAACCUGCAGGCCAUGAGCCUCUACGCGGCCGGCGAGCGCGGCGCCCACCUGCAGGGCGCGCCCGGGGCGGCGGGCGCCUCAGCCGUGGACGACUCGCUGCCCGACUACGCGCUGCCCCCGGCCACCAGCAGCAGCGGCAGCUCCUCGUCGCUGAGCCACGGCGCGGGCGGCCAGGACGCCGGCCACCACGCCGCGGCCCACCAGGGCCGGCUGGCCUCGUGGUACCUGAACCAGGCAGGCGGAGAUCUGGGCCACUUGGCCAGCGCGGCGGCGGCGGCGGCGGCCGCGGGCUACCCGGCCCAGCAGCAGAACUUCCACUCUGUGCGCGAGAUGUUCGAGUCUCCGCGCAUCGGCCUGAACAACUCUCCGGUGAACGGGAACAGCAGCUGUCAGAUGGCCUUCCCGGCCGGCCAGUCUCUGUACCGCCCGUCCGGGGCCUUCGUCUACGACUGCAGCAAGUUCUGACCCCGGCCCGGUCCCCGCGCCCUGCGAGCCGAGCAGAACUGAAGGGAACCCCAGGGCAGGAGCAGCCGAGAGAACCAGCCCUUCGUGCAAAAACGAAACUAAAAACAUUCUAUGUUAAAACCUCGAGAAACGCUCACCGCGCCAGCCAGCAGAAAUCCCUCCCAAAUUCAAGGCACCAGCGCCAGCUACGAGAGAAAACUGUAUUUUCUUAAAAGAUUGAUUCAGAGCCGCUUCCACUGUGCCUUCCUAAAUAAACAAAACCCUGAACUGUGCUGUCCGAGGGCGCGCAGGCACGGGGUGUUAAAGGACAGUGUUACUCCAGCUAGCACGUAAGUCUUCUUGCUUUUCAGAGACUGCUUUCCUGCCCCCGCCUCUGCUCCCUACGCUUUCCUCUCGCUUUCCUCUCCCUCGCCUGUAAGAUAUGUUUUCUCCUAUGUCGAAGGGAGGGGGAAGUCCCUGUCUAGGAAAAUCGCUUUCUUUUUAUUCCUAUGGACUUGUUUUAAAAUGUAAAUUGCAACAUAGUAAUUUAUUUUUAAUUUGUAGUUGGAUGUCGUGGACCAAACGCCAGAAAGUGUUUCCAAAACCUGACGUUAAAUUGCCUGAAACUUUUAAGUUGUGCUUCUUUUCCUCAUUAUAAAAAGGGAAACUGUAUUAAUCUUAUUCUAUCAUCUUUUCUUUGUGUUGAACGUAUUCAUUGUUUGUUCAUGAAUAAAUUGCCAUUCAAGUUGAAUGAGACCUAUAUGUCUGGGUACUUCCAUGCAGCCUGAGUAGAAGGGAAAGAUUUCAGAGAUGAAACUCUAGGAGUGACCAGCGCUCCACCCAGAUCUCUGAAAACUGGAGAAACCCUCCGACCACCAAUCCAUGUCACAAUUGCGCUAAAAGCCUUUUUGCUUAGGUAUUUUUUUCCUUCUACAUCUUCUGCAAAAUGUAUUCUCUAGUUAAUUUGCUUUGUGGCUAGUAAAAAGAUUUCCUAAAGAGAUCUGAGUGGGCGUCUACACGUAUUUUUUCUUAGUAACCAUAGAACGAGGCUUGAAAACGUCCAGCCGGCCGGUCGGUCCGCGGUCUUCCCACAGCGAAACCUGUGUGCGGAGCCGCGAAUUUGUCCCAGAUAAAAUAAGCGGUCGGCUUGGCUUGUGUGUCCCACGGAAAGCUUCAGUGCUACGUCCACGCGAGCAAGAUGCUGAAGAGAUUUUAACCUGUUGAUUCCAGUCCUUGUUAGGAGGAGAAAUGAACCGGUUUUUAACGUGUGUAUAGAACUCACCCACACUUACAAUCCUUCAUGUAUUACACAGAAGGAUUGGUUUUUUUAAUUAAAAAGAUAUAAAUAUACCAUGGGUUAGAAAGGGAUAUUUAAUCUUUGGGAAACUGUUUUAGAAGCUAUGUUUGUAGAAUAAUUAUUUUUGGAAAAAGAUUUAAAGCAAUAACGAGGAAGAAGAGAAGGGCAGAAUAUUUUUGUCUGGGGUGGUUUCUUUACGACCCAGUUUUUCUCGUUAAUUUACAGUUAAACCUACGGGGCGAUCUGUUGGCCCUCCCCCGUUUUGUAAAUAACCCAGGAAAUGUAAUAAAUUCAUUAUCUGAGGGUGAUCUGCCCUGUCAAUCAGACUUUGAGGAGAUGGCGAUUUGAUUACAGACAUUUGGGGCCUUUCAGUUUGUUUUCAGAUAAUGCAGUUUCCUAUCUGCGCUCCUAUCUGGAGGCAACACUUAAGCAGUAAUUGCUGUUGCUUGUUGUCAAAAUUUGAUCAUUGUUAAAGGAUUGCUGCAAAUAAAUACACUCUAAUUUCAGUCAAAAA
Messenger RNA from Cavia porcellus (domestic guinea pig), 3790 nucleotides. It is a transcript of the gene Foxc1, whose product is annotated as forkhead box C1. The transcript has a single exon. The record is from RefSeq and is a predicted model, not a curated record. Gene Ontology annotation, molecular function: DNA-binding transcription factor activity, RNA polymerase II-specific; RNA polymerase II cis-regulatory region sequence-specific DNA binding. Gene Ontology annotation, biological process: cell differentiation; anatomical structure morphogenesis; regulation of transcription by RNA polymerase II. Lineage: Eukaryota; Metazoa; Chordata; Mammalia; Rodentia; Caviidae. The coding region runs from base 363 to 2000 and encodes 545 amino acids.